This is a messenger RNA of Striga hermonthica, 528 nucleotides long. NCBI's taxonomy places the organism in Eukaryota, Viridiplantae, Streptophyta, Magnoliopsida, Lamiales, Orobanchaceae. The record is from the annotation of a GenBank genome assembly.
AUGACCUUCGAGAUCUUCAAGUCGACCAAGAAAACAUUCUACUACACCUUCUUCCCAACCAAGGAAGAGGAAGAGAAAGAAGAAGAAGAAUCGUCAAAAACCCGGCCAGCCGGUGGCCGCCGCCAGAUAAUCGAGAUCCGGGACUUUUUCCGGCCACCGUCUGGCGGCGGAUGGCCGAUUAAAAAAACCCUAACCCGACUCGAAAUCGAGUCCGGCAAGCUCGUUUUGUCGUGCAACGACGUGUUUGAAUACGUCCUUAGGUAUUGGCCGGUUGAGUUGGCGGAAAGCAUCGUUUGCGAAGGGCAAAGGGUUUAUGUGGCUGUUUGUGAUGCCACACAAGAGCCUAAGUACCCAAGAAAGUAUGGCGUGGAUCAAGCUUAUGUGGAGAUGGUGGAAAAGGACAAUUUUGCCCUGGCGUGCAUGGCCUUGGUGAAGGACAGGAACUUGAAGGUCUAUGAUGAGGUUUCGUUAAAAUGGGAUGAUAAAAGUUUGUGUUUUAUGUUCAAAAUACUUCCUAUGGAGUUUUAA